Messenger RNA from Chara braunii, 6211 nucleotides. NCBI's taxonomy places the organism in Eukaryota, Viridiplantae, Streptophyta, Charophyceae, Charales, Characeae. The record is from the annotation of a GenBank genome assembly.
UGGGAAGAAAUAUAGAUCGCUUGAAAUACCUGGUGCGGGUCAGUUCGAUGAUUAAUCUUAAGGCCGCCUCCCGAGAGCGAGAGGAGAAUCUUGGGGAGGAAGAGUUUGAGGCGGCAGAAGACGGAUUUUGGGUGGUGGAGGAGACGGACGAAGGACAAGGAAGGGAUGUCAGUCGGAAGGAAGGAAGGGAGGAGGCGGCAGGUCGGGUAGAGGGAGUAAUGGAGCGAAGUGGUCAGGUGGAGGCGGGCGGAGGAAAGGAGGGGAGGACGUUUUGGAAGGGAGGUCAGGUGGAGGCGGAGAUCGGGAGGAGGAAUGAGAUCGAGGGAGGGAGGAGGAAAUGCUCCACGGUGCAAGCCCAGCAUUGCGAGUCGUAUGAGAACACUUCCGACAACUUCCACAGGCGAAUAGCAACUGGGAUGCAGAAAAUGGCUUCGGGAGGGGGGGUGAGGGGCUGCUGCUCUCUCUCUCUCCAUCUCCUCCUCCUGUUAUCCGAGACCGUGGCCUUGAUCGUCUCCUCCUCUGCUGCUCCCGCUGGCCCUGCUUUUGGCCCUCAGAUCCUUAUCAACUGCGGAGGAGGUAUUUCUCACACGGACGUUUUCCAGCGAACUUGGUCCGAGGACAAUUACAACGGCUCCAGUCCCUCGCUUGUCGGAACGUCCAGUGAAACUGAUGUCAACGGGACUGAGAACCUUUUGAUUUAUCAGAGUGCAAGAGUCUUCCCUGGACCCGCGCCAUCCUCUGUAGGGCAGGAGGGCACAGCAGCAGGAGCACAAGGUAACCCUACCUAUUCUCUUGCUUGUGAGGAAGCGAGUCGUUAUUUCCUCCGUCUCCAUUUCAAUGCCUUCCCUUUCACAGUCGACGGCACGACCUUCGAUCCUGCCAGAGCGUACUUCUCAGUUCUUGCAGACUCCGUCACCUUGUUGAGGAACUGGUCGCCGCUUCUCGAAGAAGGCGGCGCAGUCAACACAGCAGUCGUGAAGGAGUUCUCUCUCGUCUGCCAACCUGGUGGUGUGAUGAACGUUGUGUUCGUGCCAGUCUCUUCCUCUUCCUCUUCCUCUCCCUCUCCCUCUCCUCAGAUUGUCGAGGCUAGAGGUAGCUCAUCCCCCCCCCCCUCUCCCUCUUACGCGUUCAUCAAUGCAAUCGAGCACGUUUACAUGCCUCCUGGUCUUUACGGCGCUAAGCUUCUUCAAUCGCUCUCUUUCGUCACCGUGAUUCGAUGGAAUUGCGGCUCCACAAGGGUGAGUCCAGGAAGCGAUCGGUUGUUUCGUACAUGGCUGCCCGAUCCCCCGGGCACGAAGGCGGCAACUAACCUAGUACAAGCUCCCGCUGUCGUGGCCGGCUGUAAUGUGGCUCCUGCCUACGUUCCUGCCGACGUGAUGGAGAGCGAGAGGGUUUUCGGCGGGGAGAACCCUCAGUCCUUUUCCGUAGACUACAAGAUCCCCGCCGAGGCCAAUGCGACGUAUUUCGUUCGCAUGUAUUUUGCCGACCUCAGGUACAAGGUCGUGGGAGUCCGAGUGAUGGAGCUGAUGAUCAAUGGGGUUGUGAGGGAGGAUGGGUUCGAUUCCGUCAAGGAGGUGGGCGCUUUGAAUGCCACGUGGCGAGAUUUCGUGGUCGAUCAAUCGUCGUCCGCAUCGGACACACUUUUCGUAAGCAUCAAAGCCAACCCCCAGUCGCUGAAGCGCAACCCACAGAUCAACGGUCUGGAAGUGUUCAAGCUCGGGCAGAGCGACUUGUCGUCUUCUGCCGGCAACGAUCUGCGCAUCGUGCAGGCGCCCGACGGGACAACGCAGGUUGUCGCUCGUCCGCCUUACUCCAUGGAAGCCGCCGCUCAGACUCUGCGCAAGUUCACCGAGUUUGAGGGGAACGCUGCUCUGCUUCCUCAGUGGAUGGCUGGAAAUUCUGAUCCCUGCACAGGCUGGACCGGUGUGCGCUGCGCGGGACCGGGGAUCGUCACCGAGAUCGACCUGUCGUACGUCUCCUCUUCCGCGGGGGGACUUGGGGGGGAAAUUCCGCCCGAGCUAGGGCAGCUCACCACGCUCACGUCCGUCGUCUUGAGCAAGCAACGAUUUACCGGAUCGAUCCCUAAUAGCUUUGGCAACCUGUCUUUUCUGCAGAACUUAGCCCUGGACAACAACCAGCUGACGGGCUCCAUUCCGGCCUCGUUUGCGAGCCUACGACAGCUAGAGAGCCUUGCGGUGCAGUUCAAUUCUCUCUCCGGGGAGGUUCCCGAAGUCUUGUUGAAGAGCGCCACCUUGACGACCUUCCUCUCCGUUGGCGGGAACAACAGCCUUUGCGCGCCUUCCUCUGUCGACAGAGCGAGCACUCGUGAUCUCAAGUACUGCUCGGCAGAGGGCAGCAGCCGAGAGAAGAAAGGCACCCCGACGGGUACCGCGGUGGCGAUAACGGUUGUUGGUGCCGCCCUGUUGAUACUUCUGACGGCCUUCUUAGUGAUGAUGAGGAGGAGGAGGAGGGAAAACGACUCCUUGCUGGGCUCCGACUACUCGGACUCCGAUUACACGACUAAAGUGGCUGCUAGGAAAGGAGGAGGACGCCGCGGACACGGCAAGCGGAUGCCAGAUAGCGACAAGAAGGUGGGCCAACGAUUCACGCUCCAAGAGCUGAGAAAGGCGACGGACGACUUCGACCACACCAGGGUGAUUGGAACGGGUGGCUUCGGGAACGUGUACAAGGGGGUGCUGGAGGACGGAGAUGUGGUUGCAAUCAAGAGAGGCAGUCCGGAGUCCAAGCAAGGAGUCACAGAGUUCCAGACCGAAAUCGUCACCCUCUCGAAGCUGCGGCACCGCCAUCUCGUCAGCCUGGUGGGUUACUGCGACGACGAAGGGGAAAUGAUCCUGGUCUACGAGUUCAUGGCUCUGGGAACUCUGCGGGGGCACUUGUACGGAAAGACCUGUGGCACGGAGUACUCCCCGCUGAGCUGGCGCAAACGCCUGGAGAUCUGCAUUGGGUCCGCUCGUGGACUGGACUACCUUCACUCCGGCGUGCAGGAGAUGGUCAUUCACAGAGAUGUCAAGUCUACAAACAUACUGCUGGACGACAAGUACGUCGCCAAGGUGGCAGAUUUCGGUCUGUCGAAGUCCGGACCGAGUGGUUUUAAUGAGACGCACGUCAGCACAGCGGUCAAAGGAAGCUUUGGAUACCUGGACCCGGCGUACUUCAAGAGUCAGCAACUGACUGAGAAGUCCGAUGUUUACAGCUUUGGUGUCGUGUUGCUGGAGGUCAUCACUGCUCGGUCGCCGAUCAGCCAGCACCUUCCCAAGGAGCAGGUGAACCUUGCGGAUUGGGCCGUGCCGUACUUGUCGGCUGGGAAAGUCGAACAGAUCGUAGACCCCAAAUUGGUGAACACGUAUGGCACCGCUUCUCUCUACAAGCUCGCCGAAGUAGCUCUGCGUUGCCUCGGCGAGGAUCGGGACACGCGGCCGUCGAUGACGGACGUGCGGCGUGGAUUAGAAGACUCCCUGAUGCUGCAGGACACGUCCCUAAGUGUUGUUCUUGACACGCCCCCGGCGCCCAUGAUGUGUGUCAAUUAUGACAGCCAAUACCAUGACUACACCAAUGCCACAGAUACUACCGGUAGUGAGCCUCCCAGCCCUCCGGAUUCCGUGCUCAUGGCCAGGUGACGUCGUCGUCGGAAGCUAUGAAAGUUGGAUGAGGGAAGUUGAUGGGUAAUGGAGGGGAGGAGAAGAGAGCAGAAGAAAGAAGGCCAGACAUGCUAGCAGGCCCUGUAUAUGGUGGCUUUCUCCUUCCUGGGUUGAUACUCCUUCCCUCUUCUCUCUCAUCGCAGGACUUAACACGGGCAAGCGAGCGACAGGAGAUGGGAGGAGAGAGACUGUUGAUGGACGGUACCUGCUCGUCUGCUGUGGUACAUCCCUCCGGUCUUCCAUUUGAGUACUGUUAGUGUUGUUGCAAACGGUGGCCAGAUGCAGAAGGACGUCGGAGGAGUGACGGGCAAUGGGAGGGAGAGAGAAACGGAUUCUUCUUCCCGUGAGCCUGUCGCUGCUGUGACUGCCAUUGAUCUUGUGCUGGGAGGGAAGGGAGAGGAGAGGAGCAAAGCUGAGGCUUCCUGGAAGCACUGUGCUUGAUGGUGCUGGACUCCUGUCUUCUCUCUCUCUCUCACUCCUAGUUGCUCCAUGCUGCUUGACUGCUGUCGACUUUUGUCCGAUUGUUGUGUUUCCCCCUUCUUGCCCUGAAUCUGCUAAAGAUCCGUACGUAAGGUGAAAAUGGGGUGGGGAGAGCACAUGGCAGGAGGAAAUAGGGAGAGGGGCAGAGCAGGUUCGAGAGGCGCCCAUGGGAGGACAAGAGAGAAGGUGAGGGUGUCUUCCAGCACGUGCUUGAAGGCAUUGAACUCCUCUUGCUCACAUUAUCUACGUCUGUCUACCUCCCCCUCCCCUCCCCUCCCCUCCCCUCCUUUGCUCCUGCCCUUCCUCUUUCCCUCUUUGUCUUUGUCUAGGCACUGAGCUUACCUUUGCAUAAUUCUUGGGUCAUGAAUGAGCAAAUGGAAGAUGGUCUCUACUUUGCAAAAGCGGUGCAGAUGGAGACUUGUGAAAUGCGGAGAUGAUUAGACCUCUCUUUUUGGCCUUAGUCUAGGCCGUCAGCUUGCCCAUUCGGGGGGGUCUCAAUCUUUGCUUAAUUCUUCGGUCAGAAUAUGGCCACACAUAAGACGGUGUCCUGCUUCGGAAAUGUGGUGCCGAUGGAGGUUUGUGAAGAUGCGACCAUGACGAGAUCUGGUCGCGCAAGGCUGCCUGUGUGAUGCUGCCAUAUUUCCUUGGACGAUCGGUGUAUGUAUGUUUCUGUACAUGGCUUGACUGCACCGCGUGCAUUCUGUGCAUUUGAUCACAAUCAUAAGGAGAGGCCUUCUGGACUCUGAAAGCAGAGCUUGGGACUUCUAUUGUCACCUAGACUGAUUGGCUAGGACCCUGACAAUAGACUGAUUGGCUAGGACCCUGACAAUAGACUGAUUGGCUAGGACCCUGGGUUUACGACAGGUUGAGUAUUGUUUCUGUGGCCUGGAAGUUCAAAGACUGGGGCCAAUAUGCUGAAAUGGAGGGAUGUUUCGGCGGGGCCCACUUAGUUCUAUUAUUUAGUAUCCACCACUAAACUGCUCAUGUCGUAAUCUCUUCUUCUUAAGGCUGUUGCAGCCAUUCCCUUUCUCUUUUGAACUUUACUUCCGGUCUUUUUUUUUGUUUUCCGUUUUUCGUUCGUUUGAACUGAAACUGCCUCUGAAGUAUUCACUAAUUCGAGGUGGUGGGGACAGGCCAUUCUGACUGUUUGUCGGUAGGGGUACAGUAGGUGGUAUCGACUGCCUCAAAGGUGGUGAGGUGCUAGUAAUCGAUCGUGCCUUGUGGGGUCUUCUUCUUCUUCUUCUUCUCGUGGUCGAUGUGAUUGAUCCUACGUAUGUAGCGCUAUUCUAUCAGGGAUUUGCUGCAGCUACACGGGGCGUGUAGGGAGAAUGAGGCGCACCAAGAGAAACAAACAGCGUCUUUCUGAUCUCAUGCGCGGGGCCAGUGAGUCUUUUGUCUCGGAGCUGUGGCACAGGAGGUGCUGUCAUGAUUUCACACCUGUUUAUCUCGUCCACUUCCUCCGGUUUUUUUUUUCCAUUGUUGUUCGAAUUAGCUGAAGAUGUCUGUAAGCUUGAAGCUGCCUGAUGCGAAGGCAGAAGGGAGCUGGUAAUCGUGCUACGGGAUGAUUCAUUUAUUGUCGACAGUUUCACAAGAAUAAGAUGCCGGAUGGUUGGUGUUCUGGGAGUGAACUCGCUUUCGGAUGACCGAUCUUUUUUCGCGGUUUCAUUGAUUUGAGGAGAAUCGCUGUCAGUUUGUGUUCGGAUUAUUUCUUGCAUGCUGACAUUAUUGUGUUGGGUAAGCAAGGUGGAGAAGGGGAUGUAGAAAGGUGUCAUGCCUAGAGGAGCGGGGGAGGGAGGAAGUGGAGGCGAAGAGGUUCCGGAGUCCGAGAAUCGGGGACCAAGAGGAUAAUCUGAUGAGAGGGGAGAUGCUGUAUGAGGUAACGAAAUGAACGGAAGAAGAUGCAGAGGGUAAGCGAAAGGGAGGAAUGCGUCUCCAUCACGGAAGCUAUCUGUUUGGGCUGCCUACGUCCAAUUCAGAUUUUCUUCCCAAAAUAAUAACUAAAUAAGAAGAUCAUUGUGGAAAAUGUCCAUUAAUUACUGGACGUUGCGAUUAGAUAAACCCAACCCUGUUGA